Heteronotia binoei (common prickly gecko) is the source of this 1407-nucleotide messenger RNA. It is a transcript of the gene TRADD, whose product is annotated as TNFRSF1A associated via death domain. Bases 54 to 980 code for a protein of 308 amino acids. The transcript is spliced from 5 exons. The record is from RefSeq and is a predicted model, not a curated record. Gene Ontology annotation, biological process: extrinsic apoptotic signaling pathway; positive regulation of canonical NF-kappaB signal transduction. Gene Ontology annotation, molecular function: transmembrane receptor protein tyrosine kinase adaptor activity. Gene Ontology annotation, cellular component: tumor necrosis factor receptor superfamily complex. Lineage: Eukaryota; Metazoa; Chordata; Lepidosauria; Squamata; Gekkonidae.
GUGUGCGGAGGGAGGGAUUGGGGGCACCCUUGGCCGAGGAAGCUGGCGGAAAAAUGGGUGACAGCGCUGAUGCCUGGGUGGGAAGUGCUUACCUCUUUGUCCAGUCGACCUCUGAAAACAUUCUCCUGCCCUCACUCUAUGGAAAACCGGAGCAGAAGCCUCAGGUGUUCAAAGCAUUCAAGUUGGCAUUUGCAGAUUCUACAGGUAGCCUCAAUGGAGUGGACAUGCUGAAAGUUCACUGCAGUGACCCCCACUUGAUUGUCCAGCUCAAAUUCUCCAACCGAGAGAACUGCCGCAAAUUUCUGCAAAGUUAUCGCGAAGGAGCUCUCCGGGACUCUCUACAGAGAUAUCUCUCCUUGACCACACCUAGUCCAGUUCAUGUCCAGAUGGAGCUGAAAACCGGUGCUGUGCAGUUGGACUCUAUGCUUCUGGAGGAGGAACGCUGUGUAGAAUGCAUCUCCCAAGAAAAGCCUAACCGUCUCAGGGAUGAAGAAAUUACAAAGCUGGAGGAAUCCCUCAGGAACUUGAGUUGUCAGGGAGGCAACAGCAGCCUCAUGAGACCCGAAGAGCAGAGUCCCUCUUUGGAUUCAUCACAUCCUCCCUGCAGUUCCGUGAGGAGUCCAAACUCUCUGCCGCAAGGAGACACCUUCACCUUCCAGGGACAGCAAUUUACCAACAGAAAAAUCACCCUAGAUGACCAUCAGAAAUUUGCCAAACUCGUCUCAAAGAAAUGGAAGCAAGUGGGCCGGUCUCUGCAGACCACCUGUCGAGCCCUUCGGGAUCCCACCAUUGACAACUUGGCCAUGGAGUAUGAGCGGGAAGGCCUUUAUGAGCAAGCCUACCAGAUGCUCCGCAAAUUUAUCGACUCUGAGGGCAAAAGAGCCACCAUUCAGAGACUGGUUGCUGCUCUGGAGGAGAACGGGCUCAUAAGCUUAGCUGAAGAGCUGCUAGGAAUUCGCCCCAAUGAGACGGCAGUGUAGGAAACGGACAGAAGGAUUCCUCAUCUGAAGCUACGAAGCCAUAACUUUGAACACUCAUGAGUUUACGAGUUUCUUGACUGCACCUUAGUAAUUCACCGCCAGCCCCUCCACCCCCAACUGUGACUAUCUGCCACUGGUGGCUACCUGUCAAAAGUAGCCACUGAAAAUGCUGAUUUAGGCCUGAAGACCACUGAAUGUCUCAGUGCUGCACCAUGGAUAUUUCCGAGAAAAUGUCGUCUUCCAAUAGGAUCCCAGGGAAAGUGGUUCAGUCAGAUCUUCACUGUUUUGGAUCGCCUUGCAGCAUAAGAGCCAAAAUAAGCCCAAGCUUGAACGUGUAAUCACAAACUGGGGGAUGCUGGGACAUAAUCUACGCUGAGUGACCAUAUCCAUAACUGGGGCUGGUUCUGCUUAGCAAGGGCCGGGUUGC